Meriones unguiculatus (Mongolian gerbil) is the source of this 1947-nucleotide messenger RNA. RefSeq names its product tubulointerstitial nephritis antigen like 1 (gene Tinagl1). The transcript has 12 exons. The coding region runs from base 109 to 1665 and encodes 518 amino acids. Gene Ontology annotation, cellular component: lysosome. Lineage: Eukaryota; Metazoa; Chordata; Mammalia; Rodentia; Muridae. Gene Ontology annotation, molecular function: cysteine-type peptidase activity. Gene Ontology annotation, biological process: proteolysis. The record is from RefSeq and is a predicted model, not a curated record.
CGUCCCGCCCUGUGCUCCGAGCUUGACUCGGUCUGGCAGUCCCGAGCUUGGAGGCGGAGGCGCGCAGGGCAGCCUGGGUCCAGCCCACACCCCUCACCAGGAGGCACCAUGCUGGGGCUGCUGUUGCUGCUGCUGGCUGGCCAGGCUGCCCUGGAAGCCCGGCAGAGUCGCUGGCGUAGGGAGCUGGCGCCAGGGCUUCACCUGCGGGGCAUCCGGGACGCGGGUGGCCGGUACUGCCAAGAACAGGACCUGUGCUGCCGUGGCCGCGCUGACGACUGUGCCUUGCCCUACCUGGGAGCCACCUGUUACUGUGACCUCUUCUGCAACCGCACCGUCUCUGACUGCUGCCCUGAUUUCUGGGACUUCUGCCUCGGGGUGCCACCCCCCUUCCCUCCCAUUCGAGGAUGCAUGCGUGCGGGCCGCAUCUACCCAGUCUUCGGAACCUACUGGGACAACUGUAACCGAUGCACCUGCCAGGAGAAAGGGCAGUGGGAGUGUGACCAAGAGCCAUGUCUAGUGGACCCAGACAUGAUUAAUGCCAUCAACCGAGGCAACUACGGGUGGCGGGCUGGGAACCAUAGUGCCUUCUGGGGCAUGACCCUGGAUGAGGGCAUUCGCUACCGCCUGGGCACAAUCCGUCCAUCUUCCUCCGUCAUGAAUAUGAAUGAGAUUUAUAUGGUGCUGGGCCAAGGGGAAGUGCUACCCACUGCCUUUGAGGCUUCUGAGAAGUGGCCCAACCUGAUCCACGAGCCACUGGACCAGGGCAACUGUGCAGGCUCCUGGGCUUUCUCCACAGCAGCUGUUGCAUCUGACCGGGUCGCUAUUCAUUCUCUGGGACACAUGACACCCAUCCUGUCACCGCAGAACCUUCUGUCCUGUGACACCCACCACCAGAAGGGCUGCCGAGGUGGGCGUCUCGAUGGUGCUUGGUGGUUCCUGCGGCGCCGAGGGGUGGUGUCUGACAACUGUUACCCAUUCUCGGGCCGUGAGCAGAACGAGGCCGGCCCUGCCCCUCGAUGUAUGAUGCACAGCCGCCCCAUGGGACGGGGCAAGCGCCAGGCCACUUCCCGAUGCCCCAAUGGUCAGAUUGAUUCCAAUGACAUCUACCAGGUCACGCCCGCCUAUCGCCUGGGCUCUGAUGAGAAGGAGAUCAUGAAGGAGCUGAUGGAGAACGGCCCUGUUCAAGCACUCAUGGAGGUGCAUGAGGACUUCUUCUUGUACCAGAGUGGCAUCUACAGCCACACACCUGUCAGCCAGGGGAGGCCGGAGCAGUACCGCCGACAUGGGACCCACUCGGUCAAGAUCACAGGAUGGGGAGAAGAGACGCUGCCAGAUGGAAGGACCAUCAAGUACUGGGACGUCCCGAGCCUUGUGACCCCGGCCGGUCAGCGAGUCCCCAGGACUCGAGGCCCAGGGCGACCUUGGGCCAGCACAAGCCGGGAGUCCCGAGGAAGCGCGCAGGCCUCGCUCUCCCCUCCGCGGCUGCGGCCCAAGACGCACCCCGAUGGAAAAACCCCCAUCCCGGGAGAGGCUGGAAAUUUCUACCAGGACCUUUGGCGGAAGCCGCGGGGGGAGGGGGGACGGGGAGGGAAGGGGACUCAAGAGGAAAAUCCGGAUAUGGCCUGUCUGCAGGCCGAGGUUCCGCUGUACCCCGCGAACUCCUGAGGAUUCGACCCAGCCCUGCCUUCAUCUCUUCUGAACUGGGGGAGGGCGGGGGUGGAGGUAAGAGGCCUCCGCAGGUGCCCCCAAAUCCGCAGUUACCCCAGUUCUCUGCGCUACUGAUGAGGGUACUGCCAACACUGAGGCACCCCCCAAUGGACCUCUGCCAUAAAGAAAUCCUUUCCACCCCAUCCCCCGCCCGUGCUGUGUGUCCAGAGGCUAAGCACAGCCUCUCUGAUCAGGCCAAACUUCUUUAGACAAAUACAGACUAUCUGAGCCUCCUGGCUG